CAGCGGCGGAGGAGCCGGGCCCUGGAGCACCGCCCUGCGCACCGGGCCGGGGGGCGCAUGGGGCGCGAGCAGCAGCCGUGAGCCCCGCGCGGGACGCCCGGCCGGGUCCCAGACCAUGACCAUGGCCGGGGGCAGGCGGGGACUCGUGGCCCCGCAGAACACGUUCCUGGAGAACAUCGUGCGCCGCUCCAACGAUACCAACUUUGUGCUGGGGAAUGCGCAGAUCGUGGACUGGCCUAUUGUGUACAGCAACGACGGCUUCUGCAAACUGUCGGGCUAUCACCGUGCUGAGGUCAUGCAGCGCAGCAGUGCCUGCAGCUUCAUGUACGGGGAACUUACGGACAAGGACACUGUGGAGAAGGUGCGGCGGACAUUUGAGAACUAUGAGAUGAAUUCCUUUGAGAUCCUGAUGUACAAGAAGAACAGGACCCCUGUGUGGUUCUUUGUGAAAAUUGCCCCAAUUCGCAAUGAGCAGGACAAAGUGGUUCUGUUUCUCUGCACCUUCAGCGACAUCACAGCCUUCAAGCAGCCCAUCGAGGAUGACUCGUGCAAAGGCUGGGGGAAGUUUGCACGGCUGACCAGGGCACUGACCAGCAGCCGGGGUGUCCUGCAGCAGCUGGCGCCCAGCGUGCAGCGGGGAGAGAAUGUGCACAAACACUCUCGUCUGGCUGAGGUGCUGCAGCUGGGCUCUGACAUCCUGCCUCAGUACAAGCAGGAGGCACCCAAGACACCACCGCACAUCAUCUUGCACUACUGUGUGUUCAAGACCACGUGGGACUGGGUCAUCCUCAUCCUCACCUUCUACACAGCCAUCCUGGUGCCCUACAAUGUUUCCUUCAAGACCAGGCAGAACAACGUGGCCUGGCUGGUGGUGGACAGCAUUGUGGACGUCAUCUUCCUGGUGGACAUCGUGCUCAAUUUCCACACCACCUUUGUGGGGCCUGCGGGCGAAGUGGUGUCUGACCCAGCGCUCAUCCGCAUGAACUACCUAAAGACGUGGUUCAUCAUCGACCUCUUGUCCUGUCUGCCCUACGAUGUCAUCAACGCCUUUGAGCAUGUGGAUGAGGGCAUCAGCAGCCUGUUCAGCUCCCUGAAGGUGGUGCGGCUGCUGCGGCUGGGCCGUGUGGCUCGGAAGCUGGACCAUUACAUCGAGUAUGGCGCGGCCGUGCUGGUGCUGCUGGUGUGUGUGUUCGGCCUGGCCGCGCACUGGAUGGCGUGCAUCUGGUACAGCAUCGGUGACUAUGAGAUCUUCGAUGAGGACACCAAGACCAUCCGCAACAACAGUUGGCUCUACCAGCUGGCGUUGGACAUUGGCAGCCCCUACCAGUUCAACGGGUCGGGCUCAGGGAAGUGGGAGGGUGGGCCCAGCAAGAACUCAGUGUACAUCUCCUCACUCUACUUCACCAUGACCAGCCUCACCAGCGUGGGCUUUGGCAACAUCGCGCCCUCCACCGAUAUCGAGAAGAUCUUUGCCGUGGCCAUCAUGAUGAUUGGCUCCCUCCUGUAUGCCACCAUCUUCGGCAACGUGACGACCAUCUUCCAGCAGAUGUACGCCAACACCAAUCGCUAUCAUGAAAUGCUCAACAGUGUCCGAGACUUCCUCAAGCUUUACCAGGUGCCCAAGGGCCUGAGUGAACGUGUCAUGGACUACAUCGUGUCCACCUGGUCUAUGUCCAGAGGCAUUGACACUGAGAAGGUCCUGCAGAUCUGCCCCAAGGACAUGCGGGCAGACAUCUGUGUACACCUCAACCGCCGAGUAUUCAAGGAGCACCCCGCCUUCCGGCUGGCGAGCGACGGCUGUCUGCGCGCACUGGCCAUGGAGUUCCAGACUGCGCACUGCGCGCCCGGGGACCUCAUCUAUCAUGCAGGCGAGAGCGUGGACAGCUUGUGCUUCGUGGUGUCUGGCUCUCUGGAGGUGAUCCAGGAUGACGAGGUGGUGGCCAUCCUGGGGAAGGGGGAUGUCUUCGGGGAUGUGUUCUGGAAGGAGGCCACCCUGGCCCAGUCUUGCGCCAAUGUCCGCGCCCUCACCUACUGUGACCUGCACGUCAUCAAGCGUGAUGCACUGCAGAAGGUUCUGGAAUUCUAUACAGCCUUCUCACACUCCUUCUCCCGGAACCUCGUGCUCACCUACAAUCUGCGGAAGCGGAUCGUGUUCCGCAAAAUCAGUGAUGUAAAGCGGGAAGAGGAAGAACGUCGCAAGCGCAAGAAUGAGGCACCCCUGGUACUGCCUCCAGACCACCCCGUCCGCCGGCUCUUUCAGAGGUUCCGACAGCAGAGGGAGGCCCGGCUGGCUGCCGAGAGGGGCGGCCGAGACCUCAGUGAUGUGGAUGUGGAGAAAGGCAGCCGCGCAGCUCCUGAGUCCUGUGUGAUUCAGGCCAGCGUGGUGACCGUGCGCGAGAGCCCUGCCACUCCCGUGGCCUUCCAGGCCUGCCCAUCUGCAUCCUCCGACCAGGCUCGACUGCAAGCCCCUGGAGCCGAGGGCCCAGGGCCCAAGGUGGCUGGUGUGGAUGGUGCCAAGCGCCGGGGCUGGGCCCGCUUCCGGGAUGCGGCGGGCACGAGGGCUGAGGACUGGGACAAGGUGUCCAAGGCCGAGUCCAUGGAGACGCUACCCGAACGGGGCAAGGUGGCGGGUGAAGCCACACUGAAGAAGACAGACUCGUGCGAUAGCGGCAUCACACGUAGUGACCUGCGCCUGGACAGUGCUGGCGAGGCCCGCAGCCCACAGGAGCGCAGCCCAGUGCUGCCCGAGGCCAGGCGUGCCUUCGGCCCCAUCCCCGAGCAGACGCUGCAGGCAGCUGUGCAGGAGGUGAAGCUGGAGUUAAAAGAGGACCUGCAGGCUCUGGGCGCACAGGUUGCUCGACUGGAGCAGCAGCUGGGCCAGGUGCUGCGCCUACUGGCCACCCGCCAGCCUGUGCAGUCCCCGCAGGGGUCCUUUCACAUUUCGGGGCCCCCAUCCCCUGCCAUAGCGGCUGAUGAGCAGGACACCUUCGAGGCCAGCUGAGGCUGGAAUAUGCUGGAUGCUCCAUGUUGCCCAGGGGUUGAGGCUGGGGAAGAAAGUGUCCUGCUAGCCCCCAGGGACACCAGUGAGGAGGCCCCCACAGGAGCUGGGCACACAUAGUGAACACACAGAGUACAUACAUAGUGCUCGUAUGUACAUGUCGCUAUGUAUGUACAGGCAUGUAUACAUGUGUCUGUACAGGCAGCUCCUCCCCAGCCCCACACGUUUCAGCUCUCUUCAUCUUCCUCCUCCACAGACUUUGGGGUAACUGAGAUGAUCAGUCUGUCUGUUUCCAUCCCUGGACCUGGCAGAGAAACCACAGGCACUGGGCCCUGUUUUGAGGUCCCUCCUGUCCUGGGUGCCCAGGGGACGCUGGAGAGAAUAAGAGAAGGAAGGAGGGAAGGAAGAAGUGAGGAAAGGAAGGAGGGAAGGA
Suncus etruscus (white-toothed pygmy shrew) is the source of this 3431-nucleotide messenger RNA. It is a transcript of the gene KCNH1, whose product is annotated as potassium voltage-gated channel subfamily H member 1. The transcript is spliced from 11 exons. NCBI's taxonomy places the organism in Eukaryota, Metazoa, Chordata, Mammalia, Eulipotyphla, Soricidae. Gene Ontology annotation, biological process: potassium ion transmembrane transport; regulation of membrane potential. Gene Ontology annotation, cellular component: membrane. The coding region runs from base 116 to 3001 and encodes 961 amino acids. Gene Ontology annotation, molecular function: delayed rectifier potassium channel activity. The record is from RefSeq and is a predicted model, not a curated record.